UUUUAUACAGGAAGAAUGUACAGUCAGUUCUGUACUCAAAAACAAAGCCCAGGAACGGAUCUGCGCUAAAGCGAAAGCCACUAUCGGUAUUCUUCUUCCUUUGUUGUCUUGAAUUCUUCAUCAUGGCUUGGACAAAAUACCAACUCCUUCUCGCUGGAAUGAUGCUCAUUACAGGCUCCAUUAACACAUUAUCAGCCAAAUGGGCAGAUAACUUCUCUGCACCAGGAUGCAAAGGAUCUGCAGACCACUCCUUCUCACACCCUUUCCUUCAGGCGGUGGGAAUGUUUCUCGGGGAGCUCAGCUGCCUGGUGCUGUUCCACGUUCUCCUCUGUCAUGACAGAAGGAGCCCAGAACCGAAGAUGAACACGGGCCAGACCUUUAACCCCCUCUACUUCUUCCCGCCAGCCAUGUGCGACAUGACAGCCACCUCCAUCAUGUAUGUCGCUCUCAACAUGACCAGUGCCUCAAGUUUCCAGAUGCUGCGGGGAGCAGUGAUUGUCUUCACCGGGCUGUUAUCUGUGGCAUUCCUGGGACGGAAGCUGAUGGUCAGUCAAUGGAUUGGAAUCUUUAUCACCAUCACUGGUCUGUUGGUGGUCGGCCUGGCAGACUUUGUAAGUGGAGAAAAAGAUGAAAAACACAAGCUCAGUGAAGUCAUUACAGGUGACCUCCUUAUUAUAAUGGCACAGAUCAUAGCUGCUGUCCAAAUGGUGCUGGAGGAGAAAUUUGUUUACAAGCAUGACGUCCACCCUCUGCGGGCCGUGGGCACAGAAGGUUUUUUUGGCUUUGUCAUCCUGUCGCUCCUGCUUAUCCCCAUGUACUACAUUCCCGCGGGUCACUUCGGCAACAACCCCCGGCAGGUCCUAGAAGAUUCCCUGGAUGCUUUCUGCCAGAUCGGCAACCAGCCCAUGAUCGUCCUGGCUCUGCUGGGCAACAUCAUCAGCAUUGCCUUCUUCAACUUUGCAGGGAUCAGCGUCACCAAGGAGAUGAGUGCCACCACGCGCAUGGUGCUGGACAGCCUGCGUACUGUGGUCAUCUGGGCAGUGAGCCUGGCUGUGGGCUGGGAGAGGUUUAAUGGGCUGCAGGUCCUGGGCUUCAUAGUCCUGCUUGUAGGGGCCGCCCUGUACAACGGACUCCACAAGCCUGUGAUGGAAAAAAUCCCCUGCUGUGCUCGGUUCCUGGGCCAGAGCUCAGAGGGAGAAGGGCUCCUGUCAGAAAACACAGCUUCUGUUAAUGAGGACAGCUAAUUUUGUGCUUACAUAAAUACAAUGGUCUCCAGAAGUAUUCACCCCCUACCAAUAAUGUCACAUUUUGUUGAAUUACAAAUAAUUUAUGCACAGUUUUCAAACAAACUUUUUUAUUCAAAGCUGUAGUGGUUAAACUGAACACUGUUAUAUGAGGAGGAGGUUAAAUGUCAACAAAGAAAAUGUACAAAAUAAAAUUUACUGUUUGCAUAAGUAUUCAGCCCCAUAAGUCAGUACUUGGUAAAAGCACCUUUUGCAACAAUUACUGCUAUGAGUCUUUUUGGAUAGGUCUCUACUGGCUUUGCACAGUAGGAUAGUGAAAUUUUUGCCCAUUCUUCACGGGAAAAUUGCUCCAGUUCUGAUAAGUUUGUUGGGGAUCGUCGAUGGACUGCAAUCUUCAAGUCUUGCCAUAAAUUUUCGAUUGGAUUCAAGUCAGGACUUUGACUGGGCCACUCAAGAACAUUAAUUCUCUUCUUGUUCAACCACUACAGUGUGACUUUGGCUUUGUGAUUCAGGUCAUUGUCCUGCUGAAAUAUGAAUUUCUUUACUUAGCACCAUUCUCCAUCCAUUCUCCCCUCUAUCCUGACAAGCUUCCCAGUCCCUGCUGAAGAGAAGCAUCCCCAUAACAUGAUGCUGCCACCACCAUGCUUGACAGUUGGGAUGGUGUUGACUGGGUGAUUUGCAGUGUUGGGCUUCUGCCAGACAUAACACUUGGAAUUUAAACCAAAAAGUUUAAUUUUUGUCUUGUCUGACCACAAAACCUUUUUCCACAUGUCUGCAGUAUCAUCUACAUGCUUUUUCGCAAACUCCAUACAUGCUUUAAGUUGAGGCUUUUUGAGUAAUGGCUUCUUUCUUGCCACCCAUCCAUAGAGGCCAGCUUUGUGAAGGGACCAGCUUAUUGUUGAUGUGUGAACAUUGACUCCCAUCUCAGACACAGAACUUUGCAGAUAUCUCAAGGUCAUUGUUGGCUUCAGAGUGACAUCCCGAACCAGUUUCCUGCUUGCCCGGCUGCUCAUUUUGGGAGGGUGACCUGAUCUGGGUAGUGUCUGGGUGGUAUGAUGCAUCUUCCACUUCUUAAUGAUGGACUUCACUGUGCUGAGAGGGAUAAUCAGUGCCUUUGAAAUUUUCUUGUACCCUUCUCCUGCUCUGUGCCUCUCUAUCACUUUAUCCCUGACUUGUUUCAAAAGCUCUUUAGUCAUCAUGUUUGCUUUGUUGGAUCACUAUGUGAGUUGCAGCUUGAAAGUCAUUAUAUAUCUGAGGGAAAUGAUCUACAAGUUAAACCACUUUGAGUACACACAGGCUGAAACCAUUUCACUAAUUGUGUGAUCUUUCAAACAAAUCAUUUGCACCUGAGCUGAUUUAGGGCUGCAGUAGCAAAAGGUUUGAUUACUUAUGCAACUGAGAUUAAUCUGUUUUUCCCUAUAAAUCUUACUUAUUUAUAUUCUAUAUGCAUUUUUUUUAACUUUAUCAAUAUGGAGUAGUUUGUGUAGAUUCUAUAUGUAAAGUCUAAUUUGAAAGCGUCAUGGAGUACGCUCAAGUGCCAACAAAAUGUGAAAACUUUGCACGGGGGUGAAUGCUUCUGCAAACCACUGUAAAUUUUUAAAGGUGGUGAGGGGUUUUAUAUCAUUAUUGAUAAAUGAAGUUUUUUUCAGUAAUAUUAUUAUUAUUGAUAACUGAAGUUUUUUAUGCUUCAUUUUAAUGUUUUACUGAAUUUUUUUUUUUUUUUUUGAGAAAAACAUCACAUUACCCACUUAUAUAUCAAUUUAAAAUUAACACUCCCGACACAUUUUUUUGGAUAGAAAUGAAAUUAUUACAAGAAUUCUUACCCACAGACUUCCAUCAUUAUGCCAUUUUGAUUUUUUAUUAAACAAAAGGAUUAGCUCCAUCAGUAAUAGUUUUAUUCUCAGAAAUGAAACUGACACUUGCCGGCAAAAACAAAUGCACCAUUUUCUAGCUUUGGUGAUGGAUUGAAAUAAAACUCUGUUGACGUUACAAGAAGGAACCUGUAGAGUCAAUGCAUUUAAAAUAAUGUGGACUCAUCAAUAAUUAACAUUGAUAUAGCCUGGUUCUGUCUUACAAUUGAGUAUCCUAAUGCAAGUAAGAAGUGUAUAGUCGCAUGCAAAAAGAAAAAGGAUCAUAUUAUUUUGUAUUGAGUAUUCACUACACCUUAAUAAAUACACCAGUGCAAUAAUAUUUACGUGUCUUUACUAUUUUGCUAACUACAUGCUAGAUAAUGAUGAAAAGUACCAGCCACAAAUCUAUCACAUUAACAUUUCCACUCCAGUUUGAGGUCUUACUGACAGUUGACUUUCGGCUUGUGUAGCAGGACAAAUAUCCACCAAAAGCAUACCGUAUUAUACCUUUCUAAACAGCUGAGAGUGAAGAUUAUUUAGAGAAUAACAUUUUCACUGUAUGAUGUAUACCCUACAAUUACCUAGUUUGAAUGUAAAAAAUAAGGUAAGCAUUCUUGGUUAUGUAAAGCAAUUUAGUAUGCUCUCCGGUAAUGCUGCGCUUUAAACUCAUGGCAUAUACAGUAAUUGAAACCGAAAAGAUACUGAAAUGCCGCACCUCUUAAUAAAAGGUAUUUCUAUUGGCCUGGGCUUUAGUGAAAUGCAUUUUGAUUGGAGAGUCAUCUGUGAUGUUUGUCCUAUGAAUAUUUCACUAUAGUUAAUAUUUUGUUAAUUUAUUUUGGGUUUAUAAACAUUUUGGACAAUUUAGUACGAUUUCUGGUAAGCCUGUACUUGUGAUCACCGAAUCGCCCGUCUAGCUUUCUGUGUAUCUAACUUUACUUUCAUUUUGAAAAUAUAUAAAACCAUCCCUGAUUGGUUGUUGGAGCCUUUGGAGAGUAAAUUUUGGGGGGCAUUUGCACCCCUUUCCACCUACCGGGGUUUAUAUAAAAAAAAAUGUUUUCACAUAUCACAAUCACAGCUCCUGAAUACUGGCAGAAUAGAUUGUUGAGAGUUGCAGGAGAGCUGCGGGAGUGGUAGGAAUGGUGUAUCGCUUCUAAAAUUAUUGAAUUAGCCCUACAGAUUUUCUUUUUUUAGCCCUACAUAGUCAAUUUCCUAUUUUAGAAUGAGUGUCUAUGUGUGUAUAAUACACAAGUUUCUAGCACUGUAUUUGAUUACUACAUUAUUUACAGUACCCAGCUUAUUACCUCCUACAGUACAUUAUUGAAAAAAAUAUUACUUUAUUCCACAAGUUGCAAAAAAUCUUACAUGCCUGAGACAGAUGACAAGCAGUUCAGAGUAAAUGUGCCCUACAGGACUUUGAAUCUUUAAUAAAACCAUUUUGUGUUCUUUUGCUUUAAAUUAACAGUUUACCAUGUUUAGAUAUGUAUAUGUGGUACAUGUGCACCCGAUUUCCGCCUUCCAUGUGAGCUGAGGUGCGUUCAACUAGGAGAACGUUCGUGAACGUUUGCGAACAGUUAAACUUUUUUCUGUUGGCGGUCUGUUCGCCUCAAACGUUUGCUAACUGAGGCGAACACUCUGAAGAGUUAGUUUGCGUAAAACAAUAAUGGCAACAUUUCUUUGACUCUGGGGGAUGGACAAGUUUUGUCAAUUUAUAUGACAAAAAAAGAAGCCGAAAGUGUUACUUCAGGUAUGUUUAUUAUUAUAGUGUGACUUAUUUAUAAAAUAUUGGUAUUUCUCAAUAAAAUUGAUACAAUAUGUAUGCAUUUAUUAUGAUGAUGAUGAUGAUGAUAAGGGUCUGUUUACUUAGAAAGAAAAAAUAAAAAAAAUAUGAAUUCUAGUUUUAAAAUAGCUAAUCCGGCGGUUUUGCUUUCAGAUUUUAAGAUGUGUUGCAUAUUUGAAAUGUUUGUGGAAUGUUCAGUAAACCACUCCUCUAGCCUUGUUCAAAGCUAACACAGUUUAUUGUGAAAGUUCGCCUAGUUGAAUGCACCUUUGCUAUUGCCACUGAUGAAGUGUUAAUCAACUGCAAGCAACACUUGCUUAUGGAUCAUAGCCAGAAAAUGUAAUUUCAGAUGAUUAUCAGGAAACACAUAAUCUUCACAAUAUCUACAACAUUCUUUAUAAUAAGUGAAAUCAUUUUUUUUUUACCCAUUACCUGUAAUAUCCUAAUAUAACAAUACAAUUUUGGAGUAUAUUCAUUUGAUCUGAAUAGUUGUGAAUCUAAAUACUACUGCCGUUUAAAUCAUUAAUAUAUCAAUAUUUUACAGAGAGAAAUGCACUAAGGAGGCUAGCAUGCACUGUUAGCUGUGUGGUUUUCAUAUCCUUGGGAUACUAAACAGUGACAGUAUUUGUGCCACUGCUUAGAUCAAUUGAAUAGCCCUCCUUGGGAUCUAUUUAAAUGAUCUAAACAGUGGCAAAUCUUAAUAGCGUCGCCCUAAAAUGUCCCUUUUUUUAAUACAGUAAAGCACCAGCAGGAAUAAUAGUUAGAGUGACAGUA
Acipenser ruthenus (sterlet) is the source of this 5645-nucleotide messenger RNA. RefSeq names its product solute carrier family 35 member F6-like. Gene Ontology annotation, biological process: transmembrane transport. NCBI's taxonomy places the organism in Eukaryota, Metazoa, Chordata, Actinopteri, Acipenseriformes, Acipenseridae. Gene Ontology annotation, cellular component: intracellular membrane-bounded organelle; membrane. The record is from RefSeq and is a predicted model, not a curated record. Bases 123 to 1244 code for a protein of 373 amino acids. The transcript is spliced from 6 exons. Gene Ontology annotation, molecular function: transmembrane transporter activity.